CAUUUAACUACGCCUGUGAUUAUUACGCAUGUAAGGAUCGAUUAUAUGUUCAGUCACUGACUCGAAUUAAACUUAAUUAGCGUAUUUAACUUCACAGAUAUUCACCCUGUUCAGAAAUUCUGAUACAAAUACAGUUGACAGAAAAGCAUGAAGCUGAAGCCAGACGACGAUCAUUGGCUCCGUCCUUUAAAGCGAGUGCCGUUGGAUCAGGCCUCGAGGGGGGCCUCCUCCUCCAGGACCUCGGCCCUACCUUCCCUGUUCAAACCCUCUCAGGCCGCCCCUGCAGACCGACGUACGAAGGAACUCUCCUUUACUGAUGUUUUAAGGAAGCAUAAGCUCUUACCCGAUUCCCAGUCUGGAGUGGGUGAAGCGAAGGUCAGGCCUAGCAACCCUCUGAGCACCACCAGACAGUCUGUUAGUACUGUAGGUUGGACCCAAGACAAGGUCCAGACAUCCAGACCAGAGGUGCACAAGCAAAGCAAACCUCAGCGCACCAUUAGGCGACAUCUUAGCCCUCUUGGCCAGAUACCUGACAAGGUCCAGACUUCCAAACCAGAGGUGAAAAAGGUUAGCAAACCUCAGCGCACCAUUAGGCGACAUCUUAGCCCUCUUCAGAUACAGGACGAAGUACAGCCUUCCAGGUCAGAUGUGGCAAAGGUAAGCAGACCUCAAUGCACCACUGGGCUGAUGCCGGACAAUAUUGAGCCCUCCAAACCCAAAGGGAGAAAGGUAAAGGCCAGCAAAGCUAUGUGUCCUGCCAUGCAUGAGUCCCAGUCUAUGAGUGAUGUCAACGGGGCUCCUCCCACCUCUCAACUGGUACUGGAGGAGCCAGGAGGUCUCAGCCACAACGUGUUUGUCAUGUCCAUGCCAGAGGCUGUUGGGCCAGUGGAGGCCGCCACAGGGACCAGAAGCCACCACAGGGACGUCACCAGGUCUACGGCCCCCAUCAAGACCGGACGCCUGCUGCCCAGAAGACCUCAGAUGAAUGCCCUCAUGGAACCCUUGUCACACAAACCACCAGUGGCCCCCCCGCCCAGAAUGUUCCCCACCAUAGCCCAGAACAACAUGUUCUUGGUAAAAGCCAAGAGCUCCAAAAACAAGCACAAGAAAGGAGCCGGGGGAAGCAGAUACCUGCCGAGGUCUAGCCUGGCUCAGAGGCGUGUUCCUCUGGACCAGGAGGUGGACAUGAUGACACAACCCAGGGUGAAGACGGCCUUUCCCUCCACGGAGUCUUACUAUCAUGUGUAAUUUCAAGGGCCGGCGCAGGAUCAUGCUGCCAAAAGACCAUUAACUCAGCC
Molecule: messenger RNA, 1298 nt
Organism: Esox lucius (northern pike)
Lineage: Eukaryota; Metazoa; Chordata; Actinopteri; Esociformes; Esocidae
Exons: 3
Coding region: 148-1248 (366 amino acids)
Source: RefSeq, a predicted model, not a curated record